AUCUUGCACCGGGUCAGAGAGGGAGGCCAAAAAUGUCAAAAGCAACACUCGGCCUAAUCGCCGCUGCCUCGGCCGCGACCGGAGCCGCCGCAGCGGCAAUCUACUGCUCCACCCUAAGCAAACAGAAGGCCGCACCACCCGCUAUCCCAACAACGAAAGGGAUUCCGGUAACCCCGGGCAGUGGUGUGCCACCGUUGAUAGGCGCUACAAACGCCUCGGUGAAGGCAGCACAGUCGCAGAGACCGGUUGAUCCUUCGGGGCUGUUCCAGUACGGGUUCCCCGGACCCGUGAAUGAUCUUGCAACGAGGGCGGCCCUGGUCUCGUCUUUCGACCGCAGGACGAGAAAUCCAAUUUGGGUCGCUGAGCACAUCACCCCCGAGUCUCUGGCUGCUAAAGAGGGGGAUCGGAAUCGGAGCAAGUUUGUGGAGGAUCAUGAUGGUAGGCCGCGUGAUUCGGGGAUGGGGGAGGAGGUGGAUGGCAGGACUGAUAAAGUGGGAGGGCAGUCCCGGAGAAGUUUAGAGCUAGAUUGAGUGAUUAUAGGGGAAGUGGGUAUGAUCGUGGGCACCAGGUAUCUCUCUAUAUCUGUAGAGGUCACUAGUGCCGUCUAAUUGUUACGCUUCAGGUCCCCGCCGCAGACGCAAAGUUCAGCCAGGAGGCCAUGGACGAUACUUUCUUCCUGACAAACAUGUGUCCGCAAGUCGGUGCGGGAUUCAACCGUGACUGUAAGACCCCGAACCCGCAUCUGCCUAUUUACCAUCCUGCAUGCAAACCUAAUGCAAACCAGACUGGGCCCAUUUUGAGGACUUCUGCCGUCGCCUAACCUCAAAAUACCCCUCCGUCCGAAUAGUGACCGGGCCCCUCUACCUCCCCCGCCGCGACUCGGACGGCAAGUACCACGUCUCCUACGAGGUCAUCGGUAACCCCCCUAAUGUGGCCGUCCCCACACACUUCUACAAAGUCAUCCUUGCGGAAGACGGUGUUGUUGGGGGAACCGUUGCUGUUGGAGCCUUUGUUCUGCCGAACGCUGUUAUCGAUAACAGCACAAAAUUGGAGGAGUUUUCGGUGCCGCUUAGCAUAGUGGAGAGGGCGUCGGGUGUGGAGUUCUUGACGAAGCUACCAGCGAAUCGGAGGAAGGAGCUGUGUAAGGAGAUCCAGUGCUCCAUUGUUGCGGGGGAAUUUGAUAAUGCUAGGAAAAAUGCUACUGGAGUGCCGGCCCCGGGGAGGGGGUAGAGGACCAAGUGGGUGGGUGGGUUGGGGCGGAUGGGCACAAUUAAUUACUUUUUCCCCAGGAGUGCCAAACCCAGAGGACAAAGUGAUACUGCUAUUACCAUGUCUAUUUCUCAAAGUGUUCCUAACGGGAUGGGAUAUAA
Tuber aestivum (summer truffle) is the source of this 1370-nucleotide messenger RNA. Lineage: Eukaryota; Fungi; Ascomycota; Pezizomycetes; Pezizales; Tuberaceae. The record is from the annotation of a GenBank genome assembly.